CAGAGAGCCGUCACGUGACUGCCAUCUGGCUCGGCCAAGAUGGCGGCCUCCUGCCUGGCCGUGCUGGUGAUGGCCGCAUCCCUGCUGCUGCUGCUCCUGGUCCUGUGGAAGCGCUGGCGGCGGGGGCGAGCGGAUUGGCACGUGAUCAUUGUGGUGCUGGGCGACGUGGGCCGCAGCCCCCGCAUGCAGUACCACGCACUGUCGUUUGUCAAGAGCGGCUUCUCCGUGACCCUUAUGGGCUUCUGCAACUCCAGACCCUAUGAUGAGCUCUUGCAGAACAACAGAAUUCAGAUUGUGAGUUUGACAGAACUUCCGAAACUUGCAGUUGGGCCCCACAUUUUUCAGUAUGGAGUCAAAGUUGUUUUUCAGUCAGUGUACCUGUUGUGGAAGUUGAUGUGCAGGGAGCCAGCAGCCUACAUCUUUCUCCAGAACCCCCCGGGCCUGCCUGCCAUUGCUGUGUGCUGGCUUGUGGGCUGCCUUUGUGCAAGCAAGCUCGUCAUUGACUGGCACAACUACGGCUACUCCAUUAUGGGUUUGGUGCAUGGUUCCAGCCACCCGCUUGUUCUGCUGGCCAAGUGGUACGAGAAGCUCUGCGGGCGCCUGUCACACCUGAACUUGUGUGUGACCAACUCGAUGCGGGAAGAUCUGGCACAGAACUGGGGCAUCAAAGCUGUGACCGUCUAUGACAAGCCAGCAUCUUUCUUUAAAGAGACGCCCUUGGGCCUGCAACACCGGCUCUUUAUGAAGCUGAGCUGCACCUACUCUGCAUUCAAGGCCUGCUCAGAACCCCUGGACCCAGACACAGAGAGGUCGGCUUUCACAGAGCGGGAUCCUCAGAGUGGGGUGGUGACACAUCUUCGUGAGCGGCCGGCCCUGUUGGUCAGCAGCACCAGCUGGACAGAAGAUGAAGACUUCUCCAUCUUGCUGGCAGCAUUAGAAAAGUUUGAACAGCUGAUCCUGGAUGGAGAGAGCCUUCCUUCUCUGGUCUGUGUGAUAACAGGCAAAGGGCCUCUGAAGGAGUAUUACAGAGGCCUCAUCGGCCAGAAGCAUUUCCAGCACAUCCAAGUCUGUACUCCGUGGCUGGAGGCUGAGGACUACCCCCUGCUUCUAGGGUCGGCAGACCUGGGUGUGUGCUUGCACAAAUCCUCCAGUGGCCUGGACCUGCCCAUGAAGGUGGUGGACAUGUUUGGGUGCUGUCUGCCCGUGUGUGCCGUGAACUUCCAGUGCUUACACGAGCUUGUGAAACAUGACGAAAAUGGCCUGGUCUUCGAGGGCCCUGAGGAGCUGGCGGCUCAGCUGCAGAUGCUUUUCUCAGCGUUUCCUGAUCCUACUGGCAAACUAAGCCAGUUCCGGCAGAACCUCCGGGAAUCAGAGCAGCUUCGUUGGGAUGAAAGCUGGAAGCAGACCGUGCUCCCUUUGGUUAUGGACACAUGACCCUUUGGGCCAAAUACUGAGAGCUCCUGAGCGACCCCCAAUUCCUUUUAGCCUCUUCUAGCCUAUCUGGCCUUGACAAACGCUUUAGAGCAGCGCCUCCCAGUGGAUAGCAGCUGGAAUGACGGCUGUGGAAUGAAAUGUUUUUCUGACCCAGUUUGUGGCCCAAGAAACUGGUUAACCCUGGUUUCCUCCCUCGAGGCUCUCAAUCACUCCUUCUCCUGAUCUGAGUCUUUCUUUCCCCCCAGUAUUAUUACUUUCCUGUUAUUUGCACGUGGUAUCGUCAACCUCUCUUAGGCCUGUUACGGUGUCUGCCUUUCCCAGCAUCUGCCCUGUUGUGUCCCUAGUAUUGUCUUUCCUGCCUUGAGGACAGGCACUGCAGUCUGCUGCCUUGUAAGAGUUUAAUAAGACGUGCCACAUGUACAACAGGCUUGGCUUCGUGAUAGACGUGGGUCCAGUCACCGGUGGGGGGAAACAUACUUGAUCUGUGUUUUUAUUUGCCCAAAUGAAAUGCUUGUUUCUGAGCCAAAAAUUCAUUUUUGAUUUAUGGAGGUUUGUUUACUUAAGAGCCAGAACUAGUGAUAGAAAGGGGCACCCACUUGAAUGUAUUUUAUUAGAACACAGUUUGUGGUUCCUGAUUCUGAAUUUAACAUUCUUAAAAAAAUUUUUUUCUUUAACGUUUAUUUUUGAGAGAGAGACACACAGAACGGAGCGAGGAAGGAGCAGAGAGAGGGAGACACAGAAUUCCAAGUAGGUUCCAGGCUCUGAGCUGUUAGCACAGAGCCUGAUGUGGGGCUCGAACUCACAAACUGUGAGAUCAUGACCUGAGCCGAAGUCGGACGCUCAACGGACUGAGCCACCCAGGCGCUCCCUGAAUUUAACAUUCUUCAAGCAUUCAAGUCCAGUGGAAAUUUUACCAGCUUUCCCACAUAAAAAUUCUUUCCAGGAUGGUGAUUUAAUUUUAAUGGUAAUCUUUAAAACCAUUUGUAAACCUACAGAGUUAGUUUCAGAAUUGCCAUCUCUGAGUGCUCUUCAUAGGGAAACAGCUUCUGGUCGUGAUGAGGCACUGCUUCCCAUGGGAUCCCAGCAAUGCCUGGAAACAGAAUAUGUGUCUCAGGAAGGUGGGGUUUGGGGACACGACCCCACCCGAUAUAGGUUAGGGCUGCAGGACAGGCCUAGGGGUUAUAUACAAACCACAGACUUCCAGGCCCCAACCAGACACCUAGAGUCAUUUCAGGGAUGGACCAAGAACUGAGUUUUUAAAUGGCUCACAGCAGCCAGGUUUGUUGCCCCUGCCUUCUGGGCCAUGUGCAUCCCUGGAAGGUCACAGACCUGUCUGGGUUUCUUGCCCACUCAGCCUGGUGCCUCUUCGCACAGGCUAGAUGUACAUCAGAAGGGGUUCAUCUCUUCACAAGCACAGAUGUCUUCAUAAGCACAGAAGCCCUUGGCAAAGAUCAUUUUGUCAUCAGGUUUUUACAAGUGAAAAUAAUUAUUUAUAAAAAUGAAAUCUUAGACAUAAAAGUACAGAAGUGUCAGGGCACCUGGCUGGCUCAGUCGGUGGAGCAUGCGACUCUUGAUCUUGGGGCCGUGAGUUCAAGCCCCAUGUUGGACCUAGUGGUUAUUUACAAAAAGUGUUUGUGUGUGUGUGUGUGUGUGUGUGUGUGUGUGUUUAUCUAUAAUCCUGCCACCAAGUGUAACUACUGUUACUUGGUGCGUGUUUUUCAGAUUAUCCCCUAGAUGCACAUUAACACAAACAUGAUUAUU
Molecule: messenger RNA, 3195 nt
Organism: Neofelis nebulosa (Clouded leopard)
Lineage: Eukaryota; Metazoa; Chordata; Mammalia; Carnivora; Felidae
Gene: ALG1
Product: ALG1 chitobiosyldiphosphodolichol beta-mannosyltransferase
Exons: 13
Coding region: 40-1434 (464 amino acids)
Cellular component (GO): endoplasmic reticulum
Molecular function (GO): mannosyltransferase activity
Source: RefSeq, a predicted model, not a curated record